Molecule: messenger RNA, 706 nt
Organism: Leptopilina boulardi
Lineage: Eukaryota; Metazoa; Arthropoda; Insecta; Hymenoptera; Figitidae
Product: PRADC1-like protein
Exons: 3
Source: RefSeq, a predicted model, not a curated record
UAUAUUAUAGUAAAGAAUAAUUCUUUCAGAACAAAUGAAAAAUACAAUUUUUUUUUUCUCCUGAUACUGAGAAUUUUUACUGUAAACACAAUUGACGAAAUUCUUUCUGUAAAUAAAGAUUUAAAUAAAAACAAUAUAUUUUUUGAGAUUAUUGAACCACCUGAAUUGGAGUAUACAUAUAAAAUUAAACCUGCUAAAAAUUUUGGUACAAAUUUCAAUUUUUUUGAAAAAAGAAUCAAUUUGAUACCUUUGAAUCCAUUAAAUGGUUGUCAAUAUUCAAAGAAUGCUGAUGAAUUAAAAGGCAAUGUUGCAUUAAUAAAACGUGGUGAAUGUAGCUUUUUUAUGAAAGCAAUUAAUGCUGAAAAAAUUGGUGCAAAAGCUGUAAUUAUCUUCGAUGAUUUUCCAUCAAAUUUUGAAAAAAUUAGAGACACUCCAAUGUGGGUCGAUCAUUUCUACAUUAAAAUGAUAAAAGAUGAAAAUAUUGAUGAAUCAAUAAUUGUAAAUAUUCCCGUUGGAUUUUUGCAUGGAAAAAAUGGUAGAAUGAUAUUAAAUACUUUAAAUCGAUUACAAAUGAAAUUUGCAUUGAUUAACAUUCCAAUUAAUAUUACACACCGCGAUAUAAGUGAACUUCAUCAACCACCUUGGAUAUCAUGGUGAAAAAAUUGUGAUCAUAUUUAUAUAUAAAAUAAAAUCUAUUUAUAUAAAA